Molecule: messenger RNA, 363 nt
Organism: Triticum turgidum subsp. durum (durum wheat)
Lineage: Eukaryota; Viridiplantae; Streptophyta; Magnoliopsida; Poales; Poaceae
Source: the annotation of a GenBank genome assembly
AUGUGCUCAAAGUGCUACCGCGACCACCUCAAGGCCGGAGAUGUGGCUGCCCCCGCCGUCGAGGGGAAGCUCACGUUUGACGACCUCAUCCUCGCCUUCAAGAAGUCGGUGAACCUGCAGGACUCUACCGCGGCACCGGCCGCGGAGGCGGCAGCGAAGAAGUCGGCGCCAAACAGGUGCAUGGCGUGCAAGAAGAAGGUCGGGCUGCUGGGAUUCGCGUGCCGCUGCGGUGGCACCUUCUGCUCGCUGCACCGCUACGUGGACGGGCACGCAUGCAGUUUCGACUACAAGAAGGUCGGCCGGGAGCAGAUCGCGCAGCAGAAUCCUCUCGUCGCGCCGUCCAAGCUCCACAACAAGAUUUGA